ACGCCUGUGCGUAAAAACUUGGAGCCUGUCGAUAAUCAGAUAGCCAGAGAGGAGCCAGACGAGGAAGUUGGGAGGAGGGACCAGUGCAGUGGCGUGGUGUGUGUGCUGAGAGAAGACUUAAAACUGGAUUCUCCGGACGCCUACAGCGCCGUGAAAUAGGAGGAUCUCUCCAGUUCUGGUUUUGUACCCAAAGCAGUAAUGCGCGCAAAAGGGCCGCGUAUCUGCUCAGAAACUACUUUUUAACACGCUGUCUUUUUAAGAGAGUCACACACCUAUGCUGCCAAUGUCAGCACAGGUAGAGAAGAGGAUCCCGGAAGAACUCGUAGUGCAGGUUACCAGGUUGUUUUCAUAGCCUGUACUUUUAUUUCAAAGCGAGCAAGCGCCGAUGGACUUGUUUACCCUGUUACAAAAGUAGUUUUUCUCUCUUAAAGUUGUCGAUUUGAAAGUAAGUAAACGGGAAGAGGAUGCAGGAGCUGAGGAAGAAGAAGCUGUACGUGGUGAUGGACGUGCUGUGCGUUUUUGUUGCGGCACUGCCCUUCAUCAUUAUGACCAUCGUGUUCAAGCCAUAUCAGAGAGGGGUUUACUGUGACGACGAGAGCAUCAUGUACCCCAUAAAACCAGACACCAUCACCCAUGGCAUGCUAGCGGCUGUCACCAUCUCCUGCACCAUCAUCAUUAUCUCCUCUGGAGAAGCUUAUCUGGUCUACAGCAAGAGGGUUUACUCUAAUUCUGACUUCAAUCAGUAUGUAGCUGCACUGUACAAGGUGGUGGGCACCUUCUUGUUUGGAGCAGCUGUUAGCCAGUCUCUGACCGACCUUGCCAAGUUCACCAUUGGCCGUCCGAGACCUAACUUCAUGGCCGUGUGUGCCCCAAAGAUCUGCACGGGAUACAUGCAGAAGAUCAACUGCACUGGCAAGCUUCAGGACGUCACAGAGUCCAGAUUGUCCUUCUACUCUGGUCACUCCUCUUUUGGAAUGUACUGCAUGCUCUUCCUAGCGCUUUACGUGCAGGCGAGACUGGUGGCUAAGUGGGCUAGACUUCUCCGACCCACCAUCCAGUUCUUCCUGGUGGCCUUUGCGGUGUAUGUGGGUUACACCCGAGUCUCUGAUUACAAGCACCACUGGAGCGACGUGCUGGUGGGGCUGCUGCAGGGAGCUCUUGUUGCUGUGCUCAAUGUGCACUUUGUGUCAGACUUCUUUAAGAAGCGUCCUCCACGUUGCACUAGGCCAGACACAGCUGAUAGCGAAGAGCCAGAGAGGAAACCCAGCCUGCAGAUUGCAGACUCCGAGCACAGCAACCAUUACAACUAUCACCACAGUCCGGGCCCUGUGUGAUUGGAGCUGACGCUAGGGAACAAAGGCUGCAGCCUGCAGACCCCAAACCUGUGUGAUAAGGUCCAACUCUGGGGCCUUUAACCUUGAUUGUGCAUUUAACAGUGUUUAGUGCAGGGAAUAACCUGGGUCAUCUGCGGUCUUGACUCUGUAGGCUGCCCGCUGCAGUCUCCUGAUGCUAUGUGAGAAGCCCUAUGAGUGUGAGAUGUUAAAUUAAGUGUAUUAAUUCUGCAACCAGCUCCCUCCUUCUGUGUCAACCACUUAAACCCCACCUACUCCCCAACCACUGGACUGACUGAGGGGGCUGCAUCCCAUCUACAGGUGCCUAAGCCCCCUCUCAAAGACACCAUGAUGACCUCCUUUUCUCCUAUAAGUGAGAGAGGAGCAUAUUUUUUUAAGACAUCAUUGUUGAUGUUGAAGUGUAUAUGCUUAAAGCUGCAUUAAGCGAAAAACCCACAGCAACAAAGCUAUGAUAGAGCUAUGAUACACUAAGUGCUUGUGGCUAAUGUGUUACACAGCAGAAACAGAGGAACAUGGACAUUCAAACCUUAGUCCUUUCCUGCCAACUGACAAAUCAGUUUUUAUGUAAUGGAUCAGUGAGAGUGGUUGGGUUUUAGCCAUAUGGAUUGAUUAAGUGGAACAGCCUGAAAGUGCCUGAAAACUGCAGAGAUCUGAGAUGGGAUAAUGUUGAUUCGCAGUGGGAUUGACAGUACUAGCAACUCUUUUAUCACCAGAAAUUAUUUUGAUGUCAAAUAUAUCGCUUAAUGGAGCUUUAACAUUUUUCGUAUGUUUUAGAUUUUCUGUAUGUAGAGGACCAAGUGUGUUAGCAGUGAUGAGAGAAAUGUAAGAAUGUUUAUAGGUGUAUGGAAAAGGCACAGUUUAUUGAUUGAUUAGCUUCACUUAGUGCACCUUAAACUAGCUACACACUAGAGGAGUUUUGCAAAUCAUAACAGAUUAUUGUAAAGGCAGCCAGGACACAGUAGAGGAGCAAAAUUUCUCCAUAUAUCAUGUUAUCCUGUUGGAAGAAAGGCUCACAAACUAAAAGCAUCAGCUGCAGGCCACCAAAAAGCUGCUUUGAAACUUUGAGACUUAAUCAGCAUGCCAAAGCAACAUUCAGGGGUAAUCCCAGGAUCUGAAAAACACGUUUCUGCCAGCUCUUGUAACUGCCGCACAAACAGGUCUGGGUAUCUACUCUGACAAACAAUAUAAUGUUUUUAAAAGUGACUAUACAGGUUUGUCUUGCCUGGUGACUCACACUACAUUGAUCAACUCUGAUUCACACUAGUACCAGUGAUUCAACACCCAGCAAUUAUCAUCACUGGCAAAGUGUUAAACAGUUAAACUCAUGUUGUAUCACUGCCGAAGUGUGUCCAGAUAAGAGUCCGAUUUGUGUCUUAAACGUUAAGGCUAGACUUAUGUCAAGACUGGGUCAGAUUCACCCUCAACAUUAGUGAUGCUUAUCUACAAUGUAUAAAUUUAAUUGUGGAGUUUUUUGAUGAUUUAUGUUUCCCCUGUGUGAAAUGGACUGCAGAGGAAGAAACCAUUGAUGCAGCUUUAAUUUCUGACUUUAUGUGUCAUACCACUACUAUAUUGCCAAUCAAAUAUUAAGAAAUUUGGCCUCUACCAUGUCUUUUUUUUCUGUUUUUAUUGUGUUUUUUUAUUUCUCAAAAAAUAAUAAUCAAAGAAGGAUGAGACAACCAUUUUGAAAAUGGUGUUUUAAUUUAUUUUAAAUACAAGAAGUUCUUUAUUUACUCUUACAAGGUUGGAAAUGCCAGCGCUGUUAAGAUUUUUGUGCAAUCACCCCUGCUUGCCACUAUGAGCCACAAAUACUGUAUAUACUAAUGCUAUGAGACAUGCGUGAAGGAUGUAUAUACAUGCUUGUAUGUUUUUAUUGUACACUUUUAAUUUCACCUGUACAGUCUGCUUUGGCCCAUGCCUGCUACGACUGGUGGCGUUUGGAGUUGCCACACAAUCUGAUCCAAUUCCAGGUCCAAACAAAAGCCAGAUGCCUUGGCAGGGCUUUUAAAGGGCUGUUGUAAUGAUAAAGAGUUACAUACCCAGCUGUGUUUUUGAAGCUAGUAACACCGUUUCCACUUCAAAGAUUCAUCAGUGUUCCUUUUCCCUUUCCUGUGCUGAUAGAUGGGGUUAAUUUGUGAAUAAGGUCUCCUGUAUAGUUCUUGUACAGCAUGCAGACCCCUGGAGGACCAACAACAGAUCAGACAGACCACAAACUUGAUAGGGGGGAAACAGGAAGACAGAGAAUCUCACCUGGUAGUGAUUGUGAAGCCCCGAAGCUGAGCUGGGACUGGAGAAAGGCGGGGUACUUUAGGGGGUGGGGUGUGGGGUAUCCCAUGGUGAAACUCCGUCCCUGGGGUCUUCCACACAUUUAAAAAACACAAAAUUACAACAAGAAACAGCUGGAACUGGUUGCAGUGCUGUGCCAGCCCUCUCCCCUGCUCCAUACAUCUAAAUCAUCUGUGUAUUACUACAGCCAGACUAAUAGCCCAAAUGAGGAUGAAGAAACGUCACAGUGUUUAAUUCCCCUCCAGCUUCAUGGAAAGUAGGUUCUCAGCUGGUGAUGUGGUUCCAUGUGUUAUAAUGCUUUAUUGAAUUAGUGCCUUAAAGUAGGCACUGGUUGGCCAAUUUCCUGUUUAUAUCAGCUUGUAGGUAUGAUUUAUGUUGUUUGAUUUUUGUAUAUAGAUUAUAUCUAUAGGCUCUAAACCAGAGAACUUUAAAUAAAGAUAUAAUCCACUUUCA
Molecule: messenger RNA, 4088 nt
Organism: Morone saxatilis (striped sea-bass)
Lineage: Eukaryota; Metazoa; Chordata; Actinopteri; Moronidae
Gene: plpp2b
Product: phospholipid phosphatase 2b
Biological process (GO): phospholipid dephosphorylation; signal transduction; phospholipid metabolic process
Molecular function (GO): phosphatidate phosphatase activity
Source: RefSeq, a predicted model, not a curated record